AUGGAGUCUUGGACGUCCUGGAUAGAUCUACCAGAACUGGCCCUCAUCAGAGUGUUCCAGUCACUCGAUUACAUAGACAGAGUCAAAGCUGCUCAUGUUUCUCAGAAAUGGUAUCAAGUUAUGCAUUCACCUGCCCUUUGGAGGAAAUGGACAUUUACGUUUUGUGAAAGACGAACCAGACUUCAAAAAUCUUACACUGAAUCUGCCAUUUGGUGUGCCCAGAAAUUUGGAAAAUAUGUAGAACAUCUAGAAAUCAUAUUCCUGAAUUCCUACAGUACAAAAUUAACAAAAAAAUUUCAAGUGACUUUGAGAACGCUCCUGGCAUGUAUAGGCAAGCAAAACACUGGUUUGAAAUCUUUAACAAUUUCAUACCUGGGAUUUAACUGUGUAGGCUGGCUGUAUAGCAUAAUAAAUCGUGUACUCAGGAGUCUGACCUUUUUUCUUCGUCGAAGAGACAAACAUCUUCAAUAUUUCAGGAUGAGAGAUGCAGGACUUAGAACAGAGCAAGGCUGUGCUAUUUUGGCUUCACUGUGCCACCAGAGAGAGAGUAGUUCUGUCAAAGAACUUGAUAUAAUUGAUUUUUUCGGUCAUCACAUUUCAGUUUAUGCCAACCCCUUAUUUGUCCAGACACUGUCUAAAUUCCAGAAUCUUUCUGUCCUGUCCUUAAACUACUGCUGCAUUUCUGAUGAUGUUUUGAACACCUUGUCUCAGAAAUGUUCCCAGAGUCUUUUGGUCUUGAGAAUAAAAUGCCACAUCUAUGAUGCACAUCAGCAAAUUGUAUCUGGGAUAGCAUGGUCCAACUUAACAAAAAAUGCACCAAACCUGAGUGUGAGAUUUUACUUUGCAAAAAUGGUGAGAUAUGACUGUUUAACUAGGAUUCUAGCUCAUCAGAUUCCUUUAGAAAGCCUUUAUCUUCUAACUGGUAAUUUUAAUGAGCCUAACUGGAAAUUAAAGUCCACCUUGACUGAGCUGAUACCAACCUUCAAAUGCAAACUUCAGAAGCUGACAGUUGUGCUUAACAAUAGAUAUGAACCUUUGGACUCUGAACUGCUGCAUCUGGCUUUAGUCUGCAAAAACCUAUAUUACUUAAAGAUCUGGGCUUACGUUGGCAUCAGGCUUAUUGAGGACCUCCUGCAGCUUAAGCAAGAUGGUGAAAGUAAUCUGAGCAUCCUAAAGGUACGGGAAGAAUUCUGGGCAAGGAUUUACACACACAGUCAGAAUAAAAGUGACGAAGAAAAACUUCUUCAAGAAAUUGUAAGUAAGUACUUGGGUCUCAUAGAUGAGGAAAAGAGUUACUUCCAUAUUGCUGAAACCAUGAUGUAAUCAAUACUAUCUAAUAAACAAAUGUAAAACCA
This is a messenger RNA of Protopterus annectens (West African lungfish), 1355 nucleotides long. RefSeq names its product F-box protein 39 (gene FBXO39). The record is from RefSeq and is a predicted model, not a curated record. Bases 1 to 1323 code for a protein of 440 amino acids. The transcript has 3 exons. NCBI's taxonomy places the organism in Eukaryota, Metazoa, Chordata, Ceratodontiformes, Protopteridae. Gene Ontology annotation, molecular function: protein binding.